AAUGUCUAAUAUAAAGUUUGUUUAUUCAAAAAAGGUACAUAAAAUACCUCCAAAUGUUACAAAUUUACAGAAUGUUAUUGAGAUAAUAAAAUCAAUUUAUAAGUAACUUAAUACAGUAUAUUUAUAUGCCAUUAUAAACCCAGGUAUUUAUUUAAAUGAAUAACAUUAGAGGAGACUGAAUCUGUUGCAGAGAUAAGGAAUGAUAUAGAAUUCUAGUAAUUAAAAGCUCUUUAUAAAUCAAAUUAAUGGCCAUCAAUCAAAUUAUUAGUAACAGAAACAUAAGAUUAUAAAUCAAUUUUGAAAGAAUCUUGGGGACUUUUAAAUUAAAGUAUGGUGAUUGUAGAGAAACAAAGUCGUGAUGUUUGCACUUUAUUUCAACCAAUUCAAAUAGAUUAAUCUUAAUAAGUUGUUCCAUCAGCUGGACAUUAAGGGUAAUAUAAUAAUAUUAUUAUUAGUACUUAAGUUCAAGUAAAUUAAAAAGAUAAUGCAUAAAAUACUAAUUAAAUUGAUUUUAGACAAAAUGAAUAACUUAAAUAAUAUAUAGCUGAUAUAGUAGAUAAAAGGAUAAGAGAAUUAGGAUUAUUAAAUAAAAAUCAAAAUCAAAAUCAAAUUCAAAAUUAUAAAGUCACUUUGACUUCGAAAAUACCAGUAUUUACAGGUGUUCUUGGAAAAAAAAUGAUAGCUUAAAUGACAAUAUUAAAUAGUGGAAUAAAUUAAUGGAAAAAUGCUUUUUUAACAAAUCCAGAAUUAGGCAUUCAUUAAUAACUUAAUAAUGUUUCAUGUGGUGAAUGUUUAACUGUUACUAUAGAUAUACCAUAUAUGCCUGAACAUUUCGAAAAUUAAUUAGAAAGAAUCUAUAAAUUAUAUGUAAUAAUUAUAUAAAUAUAUUUAGGUAAUUUGUGAAAAUGAAAAACAAUAAAUAUAAAAGUUAGAAGAUCCAAUUGAAAUUACAGUAAAAGCUUCAUAAUUAAAUUAAAUUGUUGAAUAACUUUAACUUUUAUUCCCUUAAAAAAAGAAAGAAGAUUUGGUUAAAUUUGUUGAUGAAAAGGGUGUAAAUAAAACAUUUGAUGAAUUCGUAGAAAUGCUCUUAUAAGAGUAUUGAUU
Messenger RNA from Paramecium pentaurelia, 1104 nucleotides. NCBI's taxonomy places the organism in Eukaryota, Ciliophora, Oligohymenophorea, Peniculida, Parameciidae. The record is from the annotation of a GenBank genome assembly.